Messenger RNA from Apaloderma vittatum (bar-tailed trogon), 2184 nucleotides. RefSeq names its product potassium voltage-gated channel, KQT-like subfamily, member 5 (gene KCNQ5). NCBI's taxonomy places the organism in Eukaryota, Metazoa, Chordata, Aves, Trogoniformes, Trogonidae. The transcript is spliced from 11 exons. Gene Ontology annotation, cellular component: membrane. The coding region runs from base 1 to 2118 and encodes 705 amino acids. The record is from RefSeq and is a predicted model, not a curated record. Gene Ontology annotation, molecular function: voltage-gated potassium channel activity. Gene Ontology annotation, biological process: potassium ion transport.
AUGGCGUGCCAUUGCCUGAGCACGCGCCGAGCAGCCUUCCAGCCUGGCCUUCGGAAAUCCUCUGCUCUGCCUGCUCCUCCUGAUGCCCACGCCAGGCAGCGGGGUGCAUCCAAACCACCCAAGAAGGAGAUGCAGAGACAUUACUUUCUCCUGCCAGUCCAGUCCCCAAGUUUGGCACAGGCACACUUCACUGACCAGGAGAUCACACUGACAACCAUUGGCUACGGAGACAAAACUCCUCUUACUUGGCUUGGGAGGCUGCUUUCUGCAGGAUUUGCUCUACUUGGCAUUUCCUUCUUUGCACUACCUGCUGGCAUCCUUGGCUCGGGAUUCGCAUUAAAAGUGCAGGAACAGCAUCGUCAGAAACACUUUGAGAAAAGAAGGAAUCCAGCUGCGAGUCUAAUUCAGUGUGUAUGGCGUAGUUAUGCGGCUGAUGAGAAAUCGGUUUCCAUUGCUACCUGGAAGCCUCAUUUGAAGGCCUUGCAUACCUGCAGCCCUACAAAAAAAGAACAAGGGGAAGCUUCUAGCAGUAAGCUUUGUAGUAAUAAAGAGAAGCUCUUCAGGAUGUACACCCCUCGGAAACAUAGUCAAAAGCUAAGUUUUAAGGAGCGGGUCCGGAUGGCCAGCCCACGAGGUCAGAGCAUAAAGAACAGACAGUCUUCAGUUGGAGAUCGCCGGUCACCAAGUGCCGACAUUGCCACAGAGGGCAGCCCAACCAAAGUCCAGAAGAGCUGGAGCUUCAACGAUCGAACCCGCUUCAGACCCUCGCUGCGGCUGAAGAGCUCACAGCCCAAACCCAUGGUCGAUGCUGACACCAGUCUUGGUACGGAUGAUGUUUAUGAUGAUAAAGGGUGUCAGUGUGAUGUGUCAGUAGAAGAUCUCACCCCUGCUCUUAAAACUGUCAUCAGAGCAAUCAGAAUUAUGAAAUUUCAUGUUGCAAAGAGAAAGUUUAAGGAGACGCUUCGUCCAUAUGAUGUCAAAGAUGUCAUUGAACAGUAUUCAGCUGGUCAUCUAGAUAUGUUAUGCAGGAUUAAGAGUCUUCAAUCACGCGUUGACCAAAUUCUUGGGAAAGGACAAAUCACAGCAGAUAAAAGAAGUAGAGAAAAGAAUCCUGCAGAGAAUGAGACAACUGAUGACCUCAGUAUGUUAGGGCGUGUAGUCAAGGUGGAGAAACAGGUACAGUCCAUUGAGUCAAAACUGGACUGUCUAUUAGAUAUCUAUCAACAAGUUUUGCGAAAAGGAUCUGCCUCCGCGCUCACGUUGGCUUCAUUUCAAAUGCCGGCUUUUGAGUGUGAGCAGACUUCUGAUUACCAGAGUCCAUCGGACAGCAAAGAUUUGUCUAAUUCUGCACAAACGAGUGGAUGCGUAUCCAGAUCAGCUAGUGCCAAUAUGCCUCGUGGCCUACAGCUUAUACUGACACCAAAUGAAUUUAGCACUCAGGCUUACUAUGCUUUCAGUCCAGCUAUGCAUAGUCAAGCGACGCAAGUGCCAAACGAUGGACCUACAAUGGUUAAUAACACAUCAAACCAAAUAAACCAGGCCACUAAGCCAGCAACCCCAACAACAUUACAGAUACCACCUUUCUCAUCAAUGAAGCAUAUCAGCAGGCCUGAGCCCGUUCAUAUUAUUCCUGUAACCACACAGGAAAAUAUUUCCGACGUCACCGCUUGCCUUGUUGCUUCGAAGGAUAACGGACAAGUUGCACAGCCCGGUGCGGCGAAGGAUCUCGCGUGGAGAAAAGGUCUGGAUACAGAAGGGGAACCUUUGCUCUCAGUUAAACCUGUGGUGCAAAUGGAUUUAGGAAAAUCUUUAUCUGUACAAAACCUUAUACAAUCAACAGAAGAACUGAAUGUACAGAUCUCUGGCAGUGACUCCAGUGGUUCCAGAGGUAGCCAAGACAUAUACUCCAAAUGGAGGGAGUCAAAAUUAUUUAUAACUGAUGAAGAGCUGGAGACAGAGGCAGGAACAGAGACUACUGAAGCCAUCUCGCGCCCGUUAGUGGAAACAACUCUCUCUGCUGACUCUCUGAGGACUGGAAUAUCAAAAUCAUCUCAAAGCAUCUGCAAGCCAGGGGACGGUACAGAAGCACUCAAUCUCCUCCAUGUCAAACUUAAAUAAGAGCUCGUGGGCUUUCUUCAUUGGCUGGAUCAUUCCUCUAGUCAUACAUAUCAUAGCAUGAACUGU